CCAAGAAGCUUCCUCUCCUCUGCUAUGUAACUUUUAAGAGGGGAAUCCUCCACCCCCUCUCUUGCAUAACUCCGAGCGCCACUUCUCAGAAACGCGUUGCCGGCACCAUAACAUACCAACUCAUUCUCUCGCUAACACAAAAAUAUUCAUCCUUCUCAACAUGUCUUUUCCAUUUCCACGUCACCGUCGUAAAGUCUCCGGCAACCCUCCCUGCGCUCCCUUAUCUGCCGGCAUCUCUCUCAUUCUCCCCCUUCCGGCGCCGUCCUCCCUCGCCACCGAUUCCCUCCGACUCACCAAGGUCCUGAUGAACGUAACCAUCGAGAACAGCCUAGGUCCGGUGCAGGUGCUCAUAUCUCCUGACGAUACCGUCGCCGACCUCAUCAAGGCUGCCCUGGCAAUUUACCACCGAGAGAAGAGGAGGCCAUUCUUGAAGCUUCAGGAUCCCAAGCACUAUGCUCUCCACUACUCUCCCUUCUGGCUUCAAAGUUUGAAAGCCGAUGUGAAGUUGAAGAACUUGGGAUCGAGGAAUUUCUUCCUGUGUUCAAAGCCCUCCACUCUCUCGUCUUGCUCCGAGGAAGCCAACAUGACCAUGGAUCCUGCCUCUCCAUUGGCGCUGUUCGUUCAUCUCCCGUUAUAAUUAUCUCAAAAAUGGCCAACAACACGUCCUAGUUACCUUUGAUUCUGGGAAACUUAAGUAGUUGUUAUAAGGUAUGCCCAUAGCAUUUUGUGAAUGGUCUUGAAGACUUGAACCAUUAAUCUACUUUUGGCCUGGUACAUCAUAAGCCACGUGAUUGCCCGGUUUGAUAUAAGCUGCGUUUGGUUGAUAGAAAAUAUGCAAAUGAAAUCUAUUAAAAAAUAAAUAAAAGAAAAAUGAAUUAAAUUGCC
This is a messenger RNA of Prosopis cineraria, 885 nucleotides long. RefSeq lists its product as uncharacterized. The record is from RefSeq and is a predicted model, not a curated record. Bases 161 to 637 code for a protein of 158 amino acids. Lineage: Eukaryota; Viridiplantae; Streptophyta; Magnoliopsida; Fabales; Fabaceae. The transcript has 2 exons.